UAAAGAAAAUAGAGAAGAUCCGUGGCGCACAGUGAAAACAGUUUUGGAAUUGACAGUUUCUGAACAUCUAUUUUAUUUUAUUUUAUUUUUUUUUCGUUUUUAGUUUUAAUUAACAAACGUAUUACUUAAUAAUGAUAUCAAUUUAAAGAAAGUAUACAUUUUCCCUAAUCGUACGUAUAAGAAAGAAACGCAUCCUUCAAAUGGAGCGUGUUUUGAAAGCAGUACCAGCAGAUUUAAGAGUAAAAAUGGAGGCACUUGUGCAUGAUUUAACUUUGGCAUUGGAAGAAAGUAAUAAUAGCGCAAAUGUUAGGCGUAGAUGGGGUAUCAGGAGAAGAGCCCGGUCCACGGGCAACAUCCUUCCAGUCUACUUCUGUAAGGCAGGCAGACGGUUGUUAUCAAGAUUGUUUUUGUAGACAGCAUAUUUGGUUACUCAAAGAUGUGAAAUUUUAUAACUCCUUGAAAACAUCAUUACGUAUGAACAAACAAUCAGAUGAUAGUUCAUCUUCCAUUUGUGACAUCCAUGUUCCAAAAACAACAGCUGCCUCCAAAUAUCAAUCUGACAGCGAUGAUACAAAUCAAACAAAAAGAUUUGCACUUUUUUCUAAUUCAAACAAUGCUAGUAAUAUCGAAAGCGAUUCGGUUAAUGAAAAUUUUGUACCUAGACUAAAUCCAAAGCGUAAAAGAAAAUUUAAAAAAAUGGCUAUUGAUACCGAUUCUAAUCCCUCUACUUCCCAAACGAUUGCAAUGUCAACAGCGCUUGCAAAUAAGAAGAGAGUUCUCAGAAGCGAUUGUAAAAAUAGAUACGAAACAAUAUGGUGUGGAAAACGUAAAAGGUCUUACAGGGAGCGUUCCACGGAUUGCGGGAUGAGAUCAUUCAAACCAAACAGAGAUGCAAAAUCGAAAAACCGCAUCAAAAUGCAGACCGAUGAUCCUAUUGAUUGUUCAAGAAUAUCCAGUUCAAGUAUUUCAUCCAGCGAUUCAGAAACUGGACUUAUCACAAAUGACGAAGACAGAGAAGGAGAUGACGAACAAUCAGAUUGGAUCGGAGAACCAAGUUGGUGGGAUGACAAUGAGAGUACUAACGAAGAUAAAGUGAAUACAGAUUCACCGUUCCAAAUGAUGUUGCAUGGAAAUUUUGAGCAUGCAAUCGAAUCAAGAAAAAAUUACAGAAAGAGAAUUCAAAGAAUUCGAGAUUGGAGCGGAAGAGAAAUUCGCGCUGGCCGUCGUCGCGUUGAUAAUAAACCUGGAUAUUCGAUUAUUACAUCGGCUAAUGAAAAAGUAUCCAGAUUUUUACAAGAUCCAACUCAAAGCGAGCUUAGAUUACAUCCUAUGCGACAGCAUGAAAGAGAAAAACUUCGCCGGCUUGCUAAUUUAUACAGUUUAAGUUUAAAGGGGGACCUAGGCUGUCCAAUUUUAUAUAAAACUCGACAUACUACACAAGCCAUCUGUGUGGAUCAAGUAUCAUUCAACAGAUUUUCGGGUUAUAAAAGAUUAAGGAGAACCCCUCCGAAUUCCCCGAAUUCUGAAUUAACAAUACAUAAUCAAGAACAUCAAAUUUCUAGCGUAAACUAUAGCUCGCAAAUAAUUAGUUCAACAUCAAAAUUGGAUACGAUACCAGUUCUACCACAGUUCUCUCAUUUUAAAUGGGAUUCGAAUAGCAUGGAUAUUGAAAUUCAUGGAAAACCAAAAUUACAUGAUUUUGAUCACUCGAAAUCAAGUUAAACCAAACAUACCCCUUUUGUUACUUUCUUUUUUUUUUUAAAUAAGAAAAAUAAAUUAUUUAUGUCUAUAUCGAGGUGGUGCUUCGCAUACAACACUUUUAAUGUAAACAAUGUAUAACUGAAAUUCGAUGACUACAUUAUAUAGGAGAUUAUAAACCUUUA
Osmia lignaria (orchard mason bee) is the source of this 1883-nucleotide messenger RNA. Its product is annotated as G patch domain-containing protein 2-like. NCBI's taxonomy places the organism in Eukaryota, Metazoa, Arthropoda, Insecta, Hymenoptera, Megachilidae. The record is from RefSeq and is a predicted model, not a curated record.